AUGGCGCCGAAAGCAAAGAAGGAAGCUCCUGCCCCUCCUGAAGCGGAAGCCAAAGUGAAGGCUUUGAAGGCCAAGAAGGUAGUGUUGAAAGGCGUCCACAGCCACACACAAAAAAAAGAAGAUCCGCACGUGACCCACUUUCCGGUAACACUGCGACUCCGGAGGGAGCCCAAAUAUCCUUGGGAGAGCGUCCCCCGAAGGAACAAGCUUGACCACUGUGCUAUCAUCAAGUUGCCGCUGACCACUGAGUCGGCCGUGAAGAAGACAGAAGACAACAACACGCUUGUGUUCACUGUGGAUGUUAAACCCAACAAGCACCAGAUCAAACAGGCUGUGAAGAAGCUCUAUGACAUGGAUGUGGCCAAGGUCAACUCCCUGAUUCGGGCUGAUGGAGAGAAGAAGGCAUAUAUUUGA
This is a messenger RNA of Gorilla gorilla gorilla (western lowland gorilla), 414 nucleotides long. Its product is annotated as large ribosomal subunit protein uL23-like. Gene Ontology annotation, cellular component: ribosome. The record is from RefSeq and is a predicted model, not a curated record. The transcript is spliced from 2 exons. NCBI's taxonomy places the organism in Eukaryota, Metazoa, Chordata, Mammalia, Primates, Hominidae. Gene Ontology annotation, molecular function: structural constituent of ribosome. Gene Ontology annotation, biological process: translation. Bases 1 to 414 code for a protein of 137 amino acids.